AUGUCGGGUCGGGUAAGGAAGCAGUCGGACUGCCCCGUGAGCAAGCAGGGGCCUAUGCGAGCAACGCUGCCGGUAUCAUCAGUAAUGAAGAGCGGCGGCCUCAAGAAGAAUGCCAGCAACAGUCCGACGCUGUCACCAACUAACGCUUGGCGUCGAAUAUCACCAGAUCACGCCCUGUCUGGACAGCGAAGCCCUGGCGCUGUCAAUUACAAAGGCAAAAGUAGAUUUGGCGCUAGUGUGAUUAGACGUACAGCGUCACUGGACACGCUGUAUCAUAAAGGACAAUGGUCCAGGGAUUACUAUCAACACGCUAGCCAGUUGCAAAUUGAUAAGUCUACACAAACUGAUGACGGAGGUGGGGCAUCAGGACGUUCAUCCCGCAGUUCUGACGAUGACAAGCUAGACCGUUUCUUACGUAGUCGCCUUCAGAGACCACACAAACCUUCUGCGUCCGGAGAUUACUCGAGCCAUUCUAUGAGCACUGCUCUAUGGUCCCGUUUUGGAGGUAGUAGCGUCCCAUUAAGAGCAGCCAGAUCAUCUGUCGAAGGCCUCAAUCAGGAGAUUGAGAGACUUGUGCUGCAACCCGCCAGUGGCACUCAAACUCCACAUUUAGAUCGGCUAAGAGACAAGGUGACACCAGAAGGGCACCGCGCACCUCUUGCAGAGCUUUUGAGGCGUUCUGUAAACACACAGACACCACACGACCUGUGUCAUACUGCUCACUCUUCAGGAGGCAGCGUGUGUUCGUCUCCAGAUCUCGACGGGUCUAAGUUAGGAACAUCUCCGCAAAUUAAUCGCUUCUUAGCUCGCGAACCUCCAGAUGGUUGUGAAAAGGUGAACCUGAAAGCGGGUGAAGGGACAUCGUCGGAUUCGGUGUCCGUAAUGAAGCCAACAGUACCAGGCUUCACACUGCGGCCAUCUCUUGGGUCUGCGUUCCAGCCGCUGCAGCCGACAUCGCCCCCGUCCCCGCCAGCCCCCCACUGA
Molecule: messenger RNA, 984 nt
Organism: Spodoptera littoralis (African cotton leafworm)
Lineage: Eukaryota; Metazoa; Arthropoda; Insecta; Lepidoptera; Noctuidae
Source: the annotation of a GenBank genome assembly